CAGUAAUUAAUCAAAAAUUAAUACCAGAUGAUAAUUCCGAUGUUGAGAUUAUAGAUUUAACAAACUGCAACAACCUUACAAAUCGUAUUAAAAUGGCAUUAUAUAAAUCAAUGAAUCAUUAUUGGGAAGUUCCACAAGAAGAAGGAACAUUGGCUGCUUUGCUAGAUCCAAGAUUCAAGGAUUUAAAGUUUGCUUCCAAAUCAUUGCGCAUUAGAACUUAUGAACAGUUAAAAAAUGCACAUCAAAAUAUGAGAAACUUAACUGAUGAAGAUCAAGAAGUUGAAUUUAGAGCAGUUUCAUCAAAUUCAUUAUUAGCAAGAAUGUUUCAAGAUAAUAUUAAUUGUGCUGAUGAA
This is a messenger RNA of Funneliformis caledonium, 353 nucleotides long. The record is from the annotation of a GenBank genome assembly. Lineage: Eukaryota; Fungi; Glomeromycota; Glomeromycetes; Glomerales; Glomeraceae.